AUGCCCGAUUCCCACACCAGUUCCGUCCAAGGCGGCACAGGCGCCACACCCACCCCCGCCAACAACGUAGGCGGAGGUGCAGACUGGGGCGAUCAGGGCCUCCAAGGAGAUUCCCACGAUCCCAAUGAACCCCGCCAAGGAUUUGGCCAUGUUGCUCCUCAUAACCCACGAGAGACAAUGGGAGAAACGCUUGGUCUGAAAGAACAGAAAGGCCACGCUAAAGACAAUUUCCUGCAGCGUGCAGACGAGGCUCGGGGAAUUGAGAAACCAACAAGUCUGCAUGGAGAGCCAACUUGUGCUACUGAAGAUCAUAGCUUCAUGGCCCAUAAGCCUGGUCACUCGGAUACUUUGCCUGGGUGGGAUACUAUGAAGAAUGUGCUUGGAGGUUUGGGUGGAAAUUCGAGCUAA
Molecule: messenger RNA, 408 nt
Organism: Penicillium odoratum
Lineage: Eukaryota; Fungi; Ascomycota; Eurotiomycetes; Eurotiales; Aspergillaceae
Exons: 3
Coding region: 1-408 (135 amino acids)
Source: RefSeq, a predicted model, not a curated record